This is a messenger RNA of Vollenhovia emeryi, 447 nucleotides long. RefSeq lists its product as uncharacterized. The transcript is spliced from 3 exons. The coding region runs from base 125 to 364 and encodes 79 amino acids. The record is from RefSeq and is a predicted model, not a curated record. Lineage: Eukaryota; Metazoa; Arthropoda; Insecta; Hymenoptera; Formicidae.
CUUGCGCUCUAAUUAUUUCUUACCCGUGCCGCAUCCCGCACGACUCGAAAAAGGAUAGAUAUAUUACAUAACUCCACGCAGUUGUCAUCGUUAUUUUGCCGUAAAACCCGAAAUAACGGCCAACAUGUCGCAAGGCGCGCCGUUUCGACCCAUGAAGUACCCGUACACCGUGUCCGCGAAGAUCGCUCAGUUCCCAUACAAAUAUUACAUUAAGCACAGCUGGCUGUUCAGAUACAUGCUGGUAGCCACGGUCGUGACGAUGCCGUUCUUCUAUAAAGUCGAAAAACUAUCGUACGCUCCCGAGAAUGUUGCGAAGUGGGAAAAGACCCAUCGAGAAAUGUUCGAGGGCACCGGCCACCAUUGAGACAAAAGACCUUAGAAAUGAUGUACGCUGAGAAAUUGUAAUCCUUUCUCUGUCCAAUUAGAAGAAAUAAAUCCUUAAUCGCA